Condylura cristata (star-nosed mole) is the source of this 1908-nucleotide messenger RNA. RefSeq names its product junctional adhesion molecule 2 (gene JAM2). NCBI's taxonomy places the organism in Eukaryota, Metazoa, Chordata, Mammalia, Eulipotyphla, Talpidae. The transcript is spliced from 10 exons. Gene Ontology annotation, cellular component: protein complex involved in cell adhesion; tight junction; cell surface. Bases 394 to 1290 code for a protein of 298 amino acids. Gene Ontology annotation, biological process: leukocyte tethering or rolling. The record is from RefSeq and is a predicted model, not a curated record.
UCAAUCCCGGCGGCAGGGGGAGCGGGGCGCCGGACCAGAACUUCCCUUCCAAGCCCGUCGCAUCUUUCUGGCCCUCACUGGGACGCCCCGACACCCCGUCCGGCUCCCACGUCCAGCCCUUCUCCCCCUUUCCUCCUCACCAAAAACCCACAGCCCGAUCCCCCAGCCCAGGGCUAGGGCGGACCCGCCCCUCGCGGCCAGCGGACGCGGCGCCCCAGGCAGGGGGAAACUGACACCCAGCAGGGGCCGCCCCGCCCCUCCCGCCCCUCCGCGGCCGGCGCGAAUCUCUCCUCCUCUCCGGCCCCACAAGUUCGGGGCCCCGGCCUGGCCUUCUGCGCUCUCGUCGCCGGGACCCUCGGCCUCGGACUAGCUGCCCACUGGCCCCCCGAGAAGAUGGCGAGGAGGAGCGGCCACCGCCUGCUGCUGCUGCUGCUGCGCUACCUGGUGGUCGUCCUGGGAUAUCAUAAGGCCUAUGGAGUCUCUUCCCCGAAAGACCAUCAAGUAGUCACAGCAAUAGAGUAUCAAGAGGUGGUUUUGGCCUGUAAGUACCCAAGGAAGACCACCUCCUCCAGACUGGAGUGGAAGAAGCUGGGGCGGAGUGUCUCCUUUGUCUACUACCAACAGGCCCUUCAAGGUGAUUUUAAAGAUCGGGCGGAGAUGAUAGAUUUCAGUAUACGAAUCAAAAACGUUACCAGGAGCGAUGCUGGGAAAUACCGCUGCGAAGUUAGCGCUCCCUCCGAGCAAGGUCAAAAUCUGGAAGAGGACACAGUCACACUGGAAGUUUUAGUGGCUCCAGCUGUUCCGUCAUGUGAAGUACCUAAUUCUGCUCUGAGUGGAACAGUGGUAGAGCUACGAUGUCACGACAAAGAAGGGAAUCCAGCUCCUGAAUAUACCUGGUUUAAGAAUGGCGUCCGUUUGCUGGCAAAUUCAAAACUCAGCACCCAAAGUCCCAACAGCUCAUACACAAUGAAUACAAAAUCUGGAACUCUGCAAUUUAACACAGUUUCAAAACUGGACAGUGGAGAAUAUUCCUGUGAAGCCCGUAAUUCCAUAGGACAGCGAAGGUGUCCCGGAAAACGAAUGCAAGUAGAUGAUCUCAACAUAAGUGGCAUCAUUGCAGCCGUAGUCAUUGUGGCCUUGGUGAUUUCUAUCUGUGGCCUUGGAGUGUGCUAUGCUCAGAGGAAGGGCUACUUUUCAAAAGAAACCUCCUUCCAGAAGAGUAAUUCUGAAUCUAAAGCCACUACAAUGAGUGAAAAUGAUUUCAAGCACACAAAAUCCUUUAUAAUUUAAAAGAAUUCCACCUUUGAGAUAUACCAAAAUCACAGUUGUUACACAAGUUAUUAAAAGAUUACAAAACUGUUUUAUCUUACUGAGAUGCAUGUGGAAAUGAAAUUGGUAUCUCAUUAUAAUUUUUAUGACUGCGACAUCACUUGAAAUUGUUAAACAGUCUGUCAACAUCUUUUGUCUGGAUUAAGUUGAAACAGUCAAAAUACUUGGUAAUAUUCUGGGGGUUGUGGAAUGCUCAAUGUCCUAACUUGUAGAAAAAAACUACUAAAAUGUAUCACACUGAUCCCGAAAUUAAUCCACAGCACAUGAAAUUAUCAACUGCACCCAACUCUAAGGGUCUGAUUUAGAAAGUUCAAGAAAUGCUCAGACAGGCAGAAGGCACCUAUGGUAUCAUUGCUCCCAGAAUAGUCUCUCUCCCCUAUGUAACCCCUGUUCUGAUGCUCAUUCAUCACUAACAAACCAACGAAAGGAAGGAAGCCAGAGUGAGUCUUCCAUCCAAGGAACUGUACUUUGUUUACUUUCAUUUCCGAGAACCAAAUGCCACACGAAGAAAACACCCUAAUGACCAGCGCUCACUCACCUGGUGUCACUGAUUUCUUCAUUAAACUUAAUUUUCAGAGU